Molecule: messenger RNA, 8411 nt
Organism: Sciurus carolinensis (gray squirrel)
Lineage: Eukaryota; Metazoa; Chordata; Mammalia; Rodentia; Sciuridae
Gene: Vps53
Product: VPS53 subunit of GARP complex
Exons: 22
Coding region: 1340-3838 (832 amino acids)
Biological process (GO): retrograde transport, endosome to Golgi
Cellular component (GO): GARP complex
Source: RefSeq, a predicted model, not a curated record
AUAUCCUUGUUAUUAUUUUUGUAGAUACAAAACACACACACAUAUACACACACCAACUGGUACCAUAUGUUUUCGCUUUCUUAAAUACAUAUUCUACUUUUUUUGAAAUAUAUUGUGCAUAUUUUCCCAUGUCAUUAAUUAUCAAAACCAUGAUUUUAUGCUCUAUUGCAUAGUCAAUUUGUAUCAUUAAGCAUCCCUUUGUUGCUAGGAAUUAUAUUGCUUAUAUAAUUAUUUGUCCUAUUGAAAAUAAGAGGGGGGAAAUGAAAUUAUAUUGUUUCAGCUUUUUAUUUACGAUAGCAAUUUUGAUUACAAAAAGAAAAUCUCAGUGGGGCCAGGGACUACUCCACAAUGUUCAACUGGUAAAGCAACCUUUACUUUGGCUGCAAUUCCUCAUUGUUUAAGUGUCUGCAGGAAAAGUGGUUGUGCAGGGUGAUCUGGCUUCUUUAUCCCUUGUGGUGCAAAAGGGCUAGACACCCUAAUAUUUCCUGUAUUACUAGUUUAAUUUGUAUAGCUCCUUUAAUAUUUAAUGUUCACCGCAUUGAGUGCAAGAUAAGCAGGGCAGAUGGAGUAAUUUGUUCAAGAUCACAGGGCUUAUCAGGAGUGGAGACAGGGAUUCAGAUACCUGAGAUAUUCAGGGUCUUGGAAAGUAAACAUUUCUCCAGCCUUGGGACUGCCUGGGUUUACCCCGCCCCCGCAACUCAAUAAGGGAGCUUCAGUAAUUCCCAGAAAACUCUGACGAGUGGCCCGGCACGCGGGGAACUUCUCUCUACCAAAUGGACGCUAUUCCAUCCUACCGAUCUCUUUGGCAACAUAGCCACUUACCAGCUGGGAUCAUUUCACCCCCGAUGGCAGGGAGACACCUACUGCCACUGACCAAGGGGACUCAGGGAGCGGAAGGGUCGCCGGCUUCAAGGCCCGCGGGGGUUGCCGUCCGGAGGUCACGACGCAGCUGGGGCUGCCAGUCACUGAGGCGUCCGGCUCGGAGGACAGGCUCUCCCCGACACCGGGGCCCUCUGAGCGAGGGCGCGCCUUAGGCGAAGCGACGAGUGCCCCCACCAUCUUAUGGACCAGCCGAGGGCAAGCAAGGGCAGCGCGGCUAAAGGGCUGUCCUGGCGGACUCCCUGGACGUGACAGGCACGCCUCCAGAGGUCAGUCCUCCGCUAUCCCAGAGUGCCUCGGAUCCCGGAAGUACCCGGUUUCCCGGAAGUGCCGGCUGGCUGACAGAGCUGUGGUUUGCUAGAGCGGUGCAACCGGGGGAUCGCUAAUUCUGGGACCUGGGUGACCGCUGGAGGUCUGAGGGCGGUUGGGGUAGGGGUUCAGCAGGGUGCUGAGAGGCGGAAUGAUGGAGGAAGAGGAACUGGAGUUCGUGGAGGAACUGGAAGCCGUGCUGCAGCUCACUCCUGAGGUUCAACUAGCCAUUGAGCAGGUAUUUCCAAGCCAGGAUCCUUUAGAUCGAGCAGAUUUCAAUGCUGUUGAAUAUAUCAAUACCCUGUUCCCAACAGAACAAUCUCUGGCAAAUAUAGAUGAAGUUGUGAACAAAAUUAGACUGAAAAUAAGGAGACUGGAUGACAAUAUUCGAACUGUUGUAAGAGGACAGACAAAUGUGGGGCAGGAUGGAAGGCAAGCACUUGAAGAGGCCCAGAAAGCUAUUCAACAACUCUUCGGCAAAAUCAAAGAUAUCAAAGACAAAGCAGAAAAAUCGGAGCAAAUGGUCAAAGAAAUCACCCGUGAUAUCAAGCAGUUAGAUCAUGCCAAACGCCACCUGACCACCUCAAUCACGACGCUAAACCACCUGCACAUGUUGGCAGGUGGUGUGGAUUCCCUCGAAGCCAUGACCAGGCGCAGGCAGUAUGGAGAAGUUGCUAAUCUCCUUCAGGGUGUAAUGAAUGUUCUGGAACACUUCCACAAGUAUAUGGGAAUUCCACAGAUACGGCAGCUUUCUGAAAGAGUGAAGGCUGCACAGACCGAGCUGGGACAGCAAAUUCUGGCAGAUUUCGAGGAGGCAUUUCCUUCUCAGGGUACCAAGAGGCCAGGAGGACCCAGUAAUGUCCUGCGAGAUGCAUGUCUGGUUGCUAAUAUUUUGGACCCCAGAAUCAAGCAAGAAAUUAUCAAGAAGUUUAUUAAACAACAUCUGUCAGAGUAUCUAGUACUUUUUCAAGAAAAUCAAGAUGUUGCCUGGCUGGACAAAAUUGACAGACGCUAUGCCUGGGUGAAACGCCAGCUUGUGGACUAUGAGGAGAAAUAUGGACGAAUGUUUCCACGGGAGUGGUAUAUGACCGAGAGAAUUGCAGUAGAAUUCUGCCAUGUGACAAGGGCAGAACUUGCUAAAAUCAUGCGUGCCAGAGCUAAGGAAAUCGAGGUGAAAUUACUUCUUUUUGCUAUUCAGAGAACAACUAACUUUGAAGGGUUUCUUGCAAAACGCUUCUCCGGUUGCACCUUGACCGAUGGAACCCUGAAAAAGCUCGAGUCUCCACCACCAUCUACCAACCCUUUCCUGGAAGAUGAGCCAGCCCCAGAAAUUGAGGAGCUGGCAAUCGAGAAGGGAGAAUUAGAUCAACCCAAGAAGCCUAAAGUCCCAGACAACCCAUUUCAUGGCAUUGUUUCCAAGUGUUUUGAGCCUCAUCUCUAUGUGUAUAUUGAGUCCCAGGACAAAAACCUUGGAGAGCUGAUUGAUAGGUUUGUGGCUGAUUUCAAAGCCCAGGGGCCACCUAAGCCCAACACUGACGAGGGGGGUGCUGUGCUUCCCAGCUGUGCUGACCUCUUCGUCUACUACAAGAAGUGCAUGGUACAGUGCUCACAGCUCAGUACUGGAGAACCAAUGAUCGCCCUGACCACCAUUUUCCAGAAGUACCUCCGAGAAUACGCCUGGAAAAUCCUCUCUGGCAACCUGCCCAAAACCACAACCAGCAGUGGGGGCCUGACCAUCAGCAGCCUCCUCAAGGAAAAGGAGGGCUCAGAAGUGGCCAAGUUCACUCUCGAGGAGCUCUGCCUCAUCUGCAGCAUCCUGAGCACAGCAGAAUACUGUCUGGCCACCACCCAGCAGUUAGAAGAAAAACUCAAAGAAAAAGUCGAUGUAAGUCUGACCGAACGAAUCAAUCUCACAGGAGAAAUGGACACGUUCAGCACUGUCAUCUCCAGCAGUAUUCAGUUGCUGGUUCAGGAUCUAGAUGCGGCCUGUGAUCCUGCCCUGACUGCCAUGAGCAAGAUGCAGUGGCAGAAUGUGGAACAUGUUGGUGACCAGAGCCCCUAUGUCACCUCUGUCAUUCUUCACAUUAAGCAGAAUGUCCCCAUCAUCCGUGACAACCUGGCUUCCACACGGAAAUACUUCACUCAAUUCUGCAUCAAAUUUGCAAACUCCUUUAUUCCCAAAUUCAUCACCCACCUCUUCAAGUGCAAACCAAUUAGCAUGGUGGGAGCAGAACAGCUCCUGCUGGACACCCACUCCCUGAAGAUGGUCCUGCUCGAUCUCCCUUCCAUUGGCUCACAGGUGGUGAGGAAAGCCCCUGCCAGUUACACUAAGAUUGUUGUGAAAGGCAUGACCCGGGCUGAGAUGAUCCUCAAGGUAGUGAUGGCCCCCCAUGAACCAUUGGUGGUGUUUGUAGACAACUACAUCAAACUCCUUACGGACUGCAACACAGAAACCUUCCAGAAGAUACUAGACAUGAAGGGGCUGAAGAGAAGUGAGCAGAGCAACAUGCUGGAACUCCUGCGCCAGAGACUCCCCACCCCGCCCUCAGGGGCAGAAGGCUCCAGCUCCUUGUCCCUGAUGGCUCCUACACCAGAACAGGAAUCAUCUCGCAUCCGCAAGCUGGAGAAACUAAUUAAGAAGAGACUGUAGGAGCAGUCUCACAAGGGGCACCAAACCCAGUUCCUGGAAGCCCUGAGUGCCCCUGUACCCGUCCCCCACCAGUGACUCUCAGAUCCUCAGUCUUGAGUCUUCUGGACAUUGAGGUUGCUACUGUGUCUUUCCCAUGCCCUGUAUUAAUUCCUGUCCCAGUGGGAGAAGCUGAGUAAGGGCUGGGUUAUAAAAAGGCGGUUUAGAUUAUCUCUCAUUGCUGACACGGAGGCAGCAGUGGGUGAAAGGUCCCUGUGCUUCAGUUGCUGUUUCCAGGCUGCCCUUGAAGGUUGAGUUGUCAUUGGCUCUUGUAGCUUCACCAUGACAGUCAUACCCUCCGACACCUGGGCCCUAUUCCUUGCCACAUGCCUGUCCAGCAACUUGGAUGAGGAAGCCUGGAUCUUGCUCCUUCCCCUGUCUGCUACUAUUGGAGGUCACCUCUGCAGCCAGAAGGCUAAGAGUGUUCCUGGGAUUGGCUGAGUGAAUGGAGUGCCAGACGCAGGAUUCAGUACUAGCCUUUAUGAGGACAGUGGAAGCAUGUGCACUUUUCCAUGUAAAUCACAGUUUCCUGGUACCUUCUAUGACAUGGCCAAGUUUCCCUGUGUUCUCAUUUCUUGUUAGUCUCCAGAAGAGAAGAGCCUUCUGUGUCUUUCACUCUGGAGGGCUGUAUGAACCAAGCCUUGGAAACAAACCAGACUGGGGCUGCUGACCUGUUGUGGAGACCGACCCAGAUCUGCCAUAGCGGGUUCUCGGGUGUGGGGUGCAGCUCAGUGGUAGAACACUUGCCUGGCAAGUGCAAGGCCCUGGGUUCAAUAUCCUGCACUGCCAAAAAUAAUAAGUGGAUCCUGCUUGGCACUGUGUUAUGUGAGAUUAUUUUCUCUUUCUUUAUUCCCUCUCUGUUCCUGACUUUUGGGGAAGCAAUUGCCUUCUAUGUAAGGAAACCAGAAAGUUCUCUUGGAAAACCUUUUCUAGUUUUUUUCUGCAGAUGAACUGUAGGAGGGAAUAGAUAACCUGUACUAUCUGAUGUCCUCAUGCUCAUUCACUUUCAAACCCAGAGUACUUUCCAGAGUCAUCUGAAACAAUAAAGAUGGUGUUCAGUGUGCACAACACCGUGUAUUAACAAGAGAGAACCUGGUGUGGCUCAGUGGUAGAGCACUUGCCUGGCAUGUAUAAAGCACUGGGUUUAAUUCUCAGCACUGCAUAUAAAUGAAUAAAAUAAAGGUCCAUGGACAACUAAAAAUAUUUAAAAACAAAAAGAGAGAGAGAGAGAACCUGGGUCCUUAGAUACCAGGAACAGAAAAUUGACCUUACUCUCCAGGCUCAGAUCUGGCCUGGCCCAGAAAACAGCUUGAGUCCAGACUGCUCUUCCUGUUCACCUACUGGCUCUGGGCAGCAGAGCUUUGCAGAAAAUUGCUCCAUAGAGCCACUGCAGUCCCCUGGCAUCAUCCUGCAUCCAGGAGGCAGGUAUUGUACCAGGUAGUCACCUUAAUUCUCUUGGUUCACUUGAGACCAAGGCUUAUUUAACCACGACCACAACCUGAGGGUGACCCCAGCUGGGGAGAGCCCUGAGGUAGAAGGUAGAGUUCUCUAUAGAUGAAGCGUGUGUGAGGCCUCAAGAUCAAAUUAGAUUAUCCCAUAGUGCUCAGAACUGAGUGUUCAGGACAGAGGAAGUUUUCUGAAAAUCUGUAAAACUUGUGACAGCCAUACAGUAGAAAACUUUAAGGUUUGAAAAGCUAGUGAGAAACAUUGGCUGUUUGUCUCCAUCUUGUUUUCCCAGUAUACCACUCCACACUAUUUCCCUCCCUCCCUCUGACCCCACCCAUCAGUUCCAACUUUGAAACCCCACCUCUGCCCUGUGCUGGAGAUGGAACCCAAGGCCUCAGGCAUGCUGGGUAAGGCAUGCUCUACCUCUGAGCCACACCCCCAGCCCCAGAGCCUCAUUUCUUUUAUCAACUUCCAGCCUGUUCUUGCUAGUCAGUAGAACUCUUAUGUAUUGAAAUCUCUAAGAAGAAAAUAAGUGGUGAAGAGAUAUGACUGUUAGUGGAGCUCUGUUAGGAAGAGAUUCAAGAUUAGAGACGUGCAGGAGGAUCGGGGAGGGGGUUGGGAGGCUCGGCCUUAGCGGGAUUCCUCUGUGCUAUCAUGGUGCUCUGGUAAGGUUAUAUGCACUAAUUGAAAGAAGGGGUGGUGGGCUAGUCUCCAAACAGCACAGCCAAUUCAACCGUCUGUCAUCGACCUAGGGAGGCUGGGAAAGCCAGUGCACUCCUGCACCUGGUUCUUGUCACUCUCAAUGUUUACAGAUCCACACUUCUCUUUUUAGUUCAUUCAUGAGGAGUCAUUUUUCUGGACAUCUCCAUAAUGGCAUUGAGAUGUCAAGCUGCUGUUUUCCCAGUUGGUGGUCACCGCCAGGGAAGUUGCUUUCCUGAUUUAUUACAUUGUCAGAAAUCCCCAAGGAGUCAACAUUUGUCAGUUGGAGUUAUGUUCAGUGUCUCAUUGAUGGGGACUGAAUACGGGGAGUGCAGCCUGGAGAGACAGCAUGUUUCUCACCUGGGGACAUGCACCAGAAUCACCUGGGGCCCUUUUAAAAAAUGUAGAUGCCUGGAGAUUUUGAGUCAGUAGGUCUGCAGAGGGCCUGGCGUGUAGUCUUAAACGCUCCAUAGGUGAUUACAUUUGUCUAUCAAUAUCCACGGAGGAUUGGUUCCAGAACUCCCCACCCCCGUGGAUAUAAAAAUCUGCAGAUGCUUGAGUCCCCUCAUAUAACACGCCAUAGCCUUUGCCUAUACUCUAAACACCUCCUGCUGUACACUUUAAAUUAUCUAUAGACCACUUAUAUAUCUAACAUGAUAGAAACGCUACACAAAUAAUUGUACUGGAUUGUUUGGGGAAUAAUGACAAGAAAAAGGUCUGUACUUAUUUCAUGUAGGCACAGUUUUGUUUUGUUUUUUCCAAAUACUUCUGAUCCACUUUUGGUUGAAUCCACAGUUGUGGUAUCCACAGAUAUAGAUGGCUGACUAUGGGAGGUUUAUUCUUUUCUAAGAACCAUUGCAAUACACAAAAAUUUGCUACAGGGUUCCUGUAGCCCAUUUGCAUAAAUGUAUAUUUUUGUGGUUCUCUGAGUGUAACUGCAGUACAGCGAUCUUUGCUUAUAGCCAGCAGCUUUCAUUUCAAACUCGUGUUGGUAGUCAGGGGUGCCAGGAGCUGCACUCUCAUUCAACACUGAUGAGGAGUCUUCCUCUUUGAUGACCAAGCCCCAAACAGAAGCUUUACUUAUUAUUGUUACUUCAAAAUAACAUAUAUAAAUGAGUAGCCAUUGAUGAAAGCAGCAUCCAAUAACUAUAAUUCAGUUAACCUCAGAUACUUUUUUAAGGCACCCAAGAUUGAAACCAGAGGUGCUUAACCACUGAGCCACAUCCCAGAUCUUUUCAUUUUUUAUGUUGAAACAGGGCCUCAUGAAGUUGCUGAGGCUGGCUUUGAACUUUCAAUCCUCCUGCAUCCGCCUCCCAAGCCGCUGGGAUUGCAGGUGUGCACCACUGCACACAGCUCUCUAGCCUCUUUAAAAACAAAAAAUAAAAACAACUUUGAAGUCUCCUUGUGUUUAAAAUAAAUAUUGACGAUUUAUAAAUCGAUAAAGAAUUCACUGUUACUCUUAUUAUGGACAGGCUUUCUAGAGAGCUGGCUUAGAGGUGCCAGGCUGGAGAAAGUUCUGUUUGGACUACACCCCUGAAACAGGAGUCACAAAGGGCAGGGAUGUUUUGAUCUCCAAGUUAAGUUCUGAAGCUAAAGCUAAUGCCACUCCUUCCUCUCUUGUGGUGCCUAGUGUGUGUGAGGCUCUGGGUUCAAUCCCUAGUGCUGAAAAGCAAAAAUAAAAACCUUCCUCUCUGGCAGAACAAACAGCCAGUACCCAAGACUCUGCCCAGCACCCACAGAGGGUUCUUGUUCUCUCAUGUGUCAGGUAGUGCCAUGGUAUAGAUCAAACAGGAGUGAGAGCAGAGAUGCCAAGAGCAACGUUAACAGUGAAGGGCAGACGGGGCAGGAGAGCAGGUCCAAGGCUGCUGCCUGAUGCGGGGGAUGUUCCACGGCUCCUCCUGAGUUGCUGUUGGACAAGGAAGCUUGGUUCCCUGUUUACAGAAUACUAGGGGAAAUGCCAGAAGUGAACAGCUGGAAAUCUAAUUCCUCUCCCUAGGAAGAAAAGUCUCAAAAUAACUAGCUCGCUUGAAGGUGAAGGCAAGUGUUCCACACUUUUUGUCUACUCCAAGUCAGAUUCCUAAAAAUAAAAUGGUUAGAACUCACUGCACUGGGCCUUUUAAGCACUAGCCUUGGAAACAUGGACUCAUGAAAAUGCAUGCAGAUGUAAGGAAUACCAUUGCAUUUUAUAUAUUAAAUAAAAUUUUCCAGUCCCAUCCUAGUAUUCAUCAAAAUAGCCUCUUGGACCCUCAGAGUUCUACACCUUUGGGAGACCUAAAUUGCUUUAAAAUAAAGGAAUUACUUUUUUGUGUAAAUAUCUUUCAUUUUGCCCAUCUGGAAGUGAUUUCUUGGUGCACAUUGGAGCACAAAAUACUGCAGUUAAUUAAAGCAUUAC